Didymodactylos carnosus is the source of this 1843-nucleotide messenger RNA. The record is from the annotation of a GenBank genome assembly. NCBI's taxonomy places the organism in Eukaryota, Metazoa, Rotifera, Eurotatoria, Philodinida, Philodinidae.
UAUACCGAUUUGUGCACUGCGAAAAAAAAGUGCCCUUUGGUGAGGUUUAGGGCACAUGAAAGUGCCCUAAGUGCGCCACAGACAACGUGAAAACAAAAACAGGUCACUUUCAAGUGUCCUAAACCUCACCAAAGGGCACCUUCUUUUGCAGUGCGAGUAUAAUACGAGCUAUGUAUGCAUUAAUAGCGAAUAUUGUAAGAUCACGCCCCAACUUCGCGUCUGGAAUAUGACCGCGCUAUUACACCGUGAUUUCAUCUAGAUCGCGACUCGCACCCAGAUAAGAUGUUUGGAAAAUCAUAUUAAUGAUCUUGAGUUUCUGCAAAAUAAUAUGGUUUCAUGUGUAUGUUUUCUUGAUGUUGAAGGUCCUCAGGUAACCCCAACAUUAUCAAAUACCAAUGGUCACAACGGCCAUACAACAGCAGAAUUGACAAAAAAUGAUCGCAUUUUGCGUGCGGAUGAUGAUUAUUAUGAUAAAGAACGCUCCCAAACAAUAAAAACAUGGUCAGAAUCUGUACUAUUAUCGUUAACAUCACCAUUUCGUGAUAAAAAUCCAAAACAUCACACUCAUUAUACAACAGCCACGUUGUAUCAUCAUCAUCAACCACAAAAUGGUUCCAUAGCAACAUAUGAAAAUUACGGAGAAGAUUCGUCUUAUAAUUCGGCAUUGAAAUCAGAUAUUCAUAACGUAAAUACAGUUAAUGAUUAUUCAAACCAGUAUCAAACAAUUGGCCGAAAAUAUACAAAUGGUUCCAUAUCAUAUAAUGAUAACGAAGAUGUUGUUAUCACUCUUCCCAAACCAUUUGUAUCAGAGACACCCAACUCGUUAACAAAUAGCACCACCGAUGUAUCUUUAUUGUUACCAGUAACGUCAUUACCACCGCUUUCACCAAUUAAACGUUUUAUAAAAGAGCAUGCUAUUUCGCUAUUAAUACCUAGUAUAUUCUAUUUCGCUUGGUUCGUUUUUAUUGUCGGUUACACCAUUUUACAUAUUGUGGUUUAUUUUUUAAUGCUUGUACUCUAUCUUUUUAAUGAUAAAACGCGUCGAUUCGUAUUGGCAUUCCUUCCCUAUAUGAUUUAUUUAUUAGUAUAUGAUUCACUGAGAGUCGUACCAAAUUAUUCAGUAUCGAAUAUCCACACGGAAGAUAUUUAUAAUAUUGAAAAAAAAUUGUUUGGUGUUUAUAGUAAUAAAAAAUUAUUGACACUCAAUGAAUAUUUUCGUAUUCAUCACAUCGGGAUAUUAGACGUAUUGACAGGCGUUUUAUAUCUUCACUGGAUACCAAUACCACUAUUAUACAGUUUUUAUUUAUACCGUAAUAAACGUAAACGUGAUGGUUUAGAUUUUGCUAUCACAUUUCUAUUGACAAAUCUUAUAGGAUUUAUCAUUUACUAUAUCAUACCGACAGCUUCAAAUCGUUUUCAGUGUUAUUCUUUGUUUUUAAGACCUCCGUGGUAUGUUGAAUUAUAUGGUUCUCAAAUAAAGACAAACGUUAGCGGAAAUCCUGCGGGUUUCAUAUAUUUCGAACAAAUCACAGGUCUGAAGAUAUUUUCUGGUAUGUAUGCAAAGAAUGCCAAUGUAUUUGCUGCCAUACCAUCAUUACAUGCUGCCUAUCCGGUAUUAUGUGUACUAUAUGGAAAUUUAAGUAAAAAAUUAUGGUUACAAAUACUUUUUGUGUUAUUGACAUUAGGUAUAUGGUUUUCAGCCGUUUACAGUAGACAUCAUUAUGUUUUAGAUGUACUAUCCGGGGGAUUAUGUUCAGUAUCCGCUUAUUUUAUCUAUAAAAUAUUGUCUACAAAAGUGGCAUGGGUUAUAAAAUUUCUAAAUAAUUAUGAAAAAGUUAUCUAA